CUCAGAAGGUGUAGAACUAAUGGCGACUCUUUUCCUUGGCGCUAUACGUAAAUGGACGUCGUGAUUGUGACAGAAGUGAGACGAAUUAAAUAUUAUUAAACGCAACUCAAUCUCAACUGCACAGCCUCAAAGGCAUUUAUAUCCUUUCUAAUUAAGAAGUCUACUGCUCCAGAAUGCAGUCUCACCAAUGUCUUAUACAAUUCCGAUGAUGUGUCCGGAGAUGCAAAUGGGGAGAGAGAGGAAUGAAAAAGAGAAAAAAGAAUUUUUGGAACUGUGAGGUACUAAACACUGCAGUUGCUCCUAAAUCCAAUUAACAAUCUAUAACUUCUUGGGUCUACUGCAAUGGUACUGUUGCGGAAAAGGAUUCUGCAUUUCUCAGUAAGAACUUGGUCAACUCAACCUUCCCCUUCGGUUAUUGUCAAUUGCAGGUAAAUUGUAGGAGUGUAACAUGGAACAGCAGGUGUUCUCAACAUCUCUGAGUGGCAUCAGCAAUUCUACAUCUUCUAUUGAUCCAGCUAUCUUGUACACCCAUUGGUCUGUGUUUGCUGAUGAUGGAAUACCUCCGGCUGUUUUUCACGAUGGUCCGAAACAGAGAGCCCAGAUUAAUUUAUCAGAUUCUGGGAAUACUCCUGAUUUACUUGGACUGGUCUCCAGUAUACUGGAUGAGCCCGAUAAGCCAGAGUCAUUUUCUGAUUGGGGUUCAUCCUCCAGAGUAUUUCAAUCAAUUUGGUCCACUGCAAAUGGAGAUGGUCCUGGAUCAGCUUUGAAAAACCAAAUAGAAAAUGGUAGAACUUCAAAUAGCAUGGGGAUUUCUGAAUAUUAUGAAGAAAACUCUCAGACAUUGGCAGAAAAAGGAAAAGCCGAUGAAUUUUAUCAAGGAUUUCAAAGGUUUAAUCUUUCAGAACCAUGGAUUUCCAUGCUUAAUAAAGAUACUGACCUGUGCGACUCUCAAGCCAGUAAUGUCACAUCUGUAGUGAGAAAUGACACUGUGCCUCAGAAAGAAGAGUUUUCCUUGCAGUCCAAGGAAUUUGAUUGCUGCUUACAAAAUUAUGAGGAAGUUGAGAGGGGAGUUUCCAAUUUUAAUAUACGUAGCUUCCCUAAUAAUACAAAUACAUGCAAAGAACACUACAAAAUUGACCAAUUUAGAGAGAAUAAAGUUGGAGCAUUUGGGAUCAAAGAUUGUACCCGGAAUUCAGAAAAUAUAUACAAUUCACGUGUUGGUGAUACAUGGGGCAAAGUGUUGCAGGAGAAACAACUAAUUCAAAAACGACGUGAAGAUUUCAGUGCCAGUUCUUUGAAGAAAAACUCUUCUGUUUCACGAAUGGAUUUCCAUAGCUUGCAGUUUCCCAAAAAGAAUGGCUUUAUUGCUGAUGUCAACAGAAAACCUGCUUUUGACUUUCCAAAACAUCGAAACCAUGCUCGUAUGUUUCGAGACAAUUUUGAGAAUCAUUGUGAAAAGUUGAAUCAGAGUUGUUUAGAUGGUCUUGCUAGGUCAUCUGAAUAUAUUAAUUUGACAAAGGUUAUGCCACAUAGGAGUGAAUAUGGCCCUCAUUCUUCCCAAAGUAACCUGCUAUGGUCUGAUAGCAACACAAUGAACCCCACUGGUGAACCUAGUCCUGUGUUUAAGAAAGAUGGCAACAUUAUUCCAACAACUUCAGAAACAUCAAUUAUAUCUGCUGUAAGUAGCAGGUCUCCAAUACAGUUGCCAAUAUCUGGUGUUUUUCAACCUAAUUAUUAUCAUCCAGCAGCUCCAGUGGAAUCCUUGAGGCAAGAUGAAUGUCUCAGGUUUUCUAGUGGUAAUAUCAGUGAUUGGAAUUCAUCCAAUGUUGUUGGUAAAAUACAAGAGCCUGGUACAAUACUUAAUAUUGAUUCUUCAGCUGCCAGAGAUGAUCAACAUCAAAAACAUUCUGUUGGACUUGGAACCAGUUGGACAUCACAUCACAAUGUUGGUAAUGAUGAGCCAGUUAAAUAUUUUAGAUAUUCUAAUAAACAUGGAUACAAUAACAACAGGGAUGACAAGGCAGGACGCAAAAAUAUAUAUCCACAUCCUUUGAACUCUGGACCUUUUGGACAAAACCACCAACAGUGUAAUGGUUACCGCAGACAACAUGAGCAAGAUAAUAGCAAUAUAUCUGAUUUCAUUAAUCAUUCUUUCUUACCCACAUUCCCAUUCAUGAUGUCUGAUUUUAAGCAAAAUCAGAACUUCUCCCAGUUUGGCCCCCAUGGAUUUCCUUCAGGUUUUUCUUUUCCUCAUACAACAUUUCCAUUCCCUGAGUUAAUUGACUUUUUUCAUUAUGAUGACUUUAAUCAUUUACAUCCUUUUAUAAAUGAUUUUUUUGGCGGAGAUAUGACCACACCCUACUUUGGAUUUGGAUUUCCACCACCAUUUUCCAAAUACAGACCUAUGAAGAAUCGUAGUGGCCCAGCAAAUGAACUUCACAUUCGAUUGGAAGAAUGUUAUGAACAGUGGCGGGCUUUGGAAAAAGAGAGAAAAAAGACUGAAGCUGAGCUUGCGAGAAAUUUUCCUGGAAAGCGAGUGUCCAGUUCAAACAAUACUCCUAUACCUCGCCUGCCUUCCAAUCCUUCAAGAGUAGAUCGUUUAAUUGUUGAUCAGUUACGUGAACAAGCAAGGGUCUUGACUUUGCUUGGCAAAAUGGAACGUCUCCAAAGUUCUCCAGUCCAUGCUAAUAUAUCUACAGCUCUCGAUUGUCAUUUGGAAGCUAUUCAUUUUACACAAGCACGUCGUAAAGAUGAAAUAAUUAAUGCAGCAAAUCGUCAGAGACAAGGAGCACCUCGUUACAAUGAUGACAAGGAUGUUUUGGCCCUGGCAGCUGCCAUUAAGGAUCUCACCAUUUCAACACGAAAGGCUCGCACUGCUCUCUGGUGUGCUCUGCAGAUGACCUUACCAGAAAUUUCCCUGGGAGCUUUGGUCAAGCAUACUGAAAUUGAAAAAGCACUAAAGGAGUUGUGUCAAGGAGGUGCUACCAGAAAUGAAGAUGAAGUAGUCACUGAAGAGAAAAAAAAUGAAGUCUGAAUCAGAUCAUUCUGGAUGUGCAGCAAUAAAGAGAGAAAUAUGCUACAAAGAAAAGUGACACCUUAAAAUGCAGCAGCUGUUGUGAAUUGUGUUAUGGUAUAUUUCAAACAGUGGGUGGAGUCUUCAAAGUAGUAUUGUUUGUAUUGUGUUAAUUCUAAGAUUAACAAUAAACCACCUAUUAAAUAAUUUGGUUAUCUGAGUGGUAAGGGAAAGCUGCAAUCUGAGAAGAGAUUGGAAGAGGAAUAUGGAAGUGAUAACUUGGGUUAUUGGUGUCUAACAAAAUCUUAAUUGUUGUUUUCAGUCAUUUCAGUAAAAAAAAUUGUCAUCAGUUCUUUUUGCAGCAUUGAACCAUUUCUGCUGCUUUUGGCAUUUUGGUAUAAAUUCUUUCUGAAAUUUAGGCUCUAUUGUUCAUUGUCAGAUGAUAAUCAUGCAGUUCAGAAGAUCGCACCAAAUUUUGUGUGUAAGUGAAGAGGGAUUAAAUAAUGCUGUUUAUUUUCUUAUUGAUGAAAUAAGAAUGUGAAAUUUAGUGAAUAAGAAAUGAAAUUCAGAGUCUCUGACAAUGCAAAAAAUAUGUAGUACUGUUAGUAAUUUUAUGUAUCACCUAUAUGAGUUUGGUUUUGUCACAGCUAAGUUUUGUAAAGAAACUUUUGUCAUUUACCCCAUUAUCUAAAAUGCAGUAUAAUUUCUCCUAUAUUUAGGUUUUUGAAACAAUUUAUGAAUGUUUUACAGUUAUGUAGUAUAUUCUUAAUUACUGCUUUAGGUUAUAGAAAAGUUAUUGGAAACUGCAAAAAAAAAACCUGAUCAGGUUUGAUAAGUGCCAAUGACAGAGACAUAUAAAAAAAGAACUUGUGCUGGAAAAAAAAAUCUUAAUUUUAUUUGACAUGAAGUUUAUUCAAAUCCUAAAUUUAGGUUGGGCUCUGGAACUUUGGAGCACUACUAUCCAUUUUCCAUGGUAUUGUGUCAUUUGCUAAACAGGAUUGAGGAAGCUUAGGUGUUUAAAAAAAAGACAAUGUUUUAAAUAACUGAACACUUCCAAUCAUUCCUGAUUACCUUUAAUUCCUCUUUCUAUAUUGUUGAAUAGUUCAUAUUGUAAUAACACACGCAACCUCCUCAGAACCAAAAACUGGACUACUUGGCAAAGGAGAUCUUGCUUAUUCAAUUUGCUAACAGUAUUUUCAUUACUCAGUAAUUAAGAUGUUGCAGCAUUAUAUAUUUAACAGAUCUAUUAAAUCGUUUGUUCAAGGAAACUCAGUUAUGUGCUUGUAUGUCUAAGAACAUUUUAAUUACUUCUGCCAAGUACUUAAAAGUAGUCAUUGGAUGGACCGAAUUGCCUAAUUCUGCUCCUAUAUCUAUGGUCGUCCAGUUUAUAACACAGUAUAUUAUUCAGUUAUAUAGCUCUUUUCAGAGAUAAAGAAACUGAAGAACCUCUACAUGUGGCUUUAACACCUACACUUAAAACUAUCUAAGUAUUUUCUUAUUAGCUUCAGGACUCAGUUCACAAAUAGCUGCAUUCUUUAACUUAGGUAGGAAUGUUAUUAUGAACAGCAGUUUUCCAGAAUGUACCUAAUGAUGGUUAACAGCCUGUGAAACCUAUGUAGCAUUUACCAUUUAUUCGUAUGACGAAAAAUCCAGCUAGGAGCCUCAUCUUCUCAAAAUAGUUUUUAACUUUGUGAACUUCCUUUGUGUGAAUAGUAUGAUUAAUAACACUUUUUAAUUCUUCAUAAAUUGUGGAUCAUGAGCAUGAAUGUUUCAUUGUGCUAUCCCUGCCAUCUGUUGCUGGCAGGUCUUUUAACUGUGGGGCCAUAACAGUAAAGCCUGAUACGGUUUCAACCAUAUUCAUAUCCAGCAGCAACCCCUAGAUUGUAGCCAGCUGAGAUCUGUAUUUUUAUUCUUCUUUGUCAUAUAAGUAGUACUGAGAUUGGUGUUCAGCUUUUUUCCAGGUGUUAUGAUAACUUGUUAGAGAAACUGCUCUAUUUUAAUUUUUAAUUAAAUCAAUGCUGGCUUUUCACCUAGAUGAAUAGGGAUAACGACCCUAACUGCAAUGGAGCCUAAACAUUUUCUUCAGUGGUUUUGCCUUAUACACUUGAAAACCAGCAAAAUUUUUAAACUACAGUGAUGUUGUCUAAAAUUAGGUUGGACUAGUAAAGUACACUAAUGCAAUUUCUAUUGAUGUCCCAAUAAUAGUUCCCAACUUCUUUUCAGUACACCUUAAAGAUUCUACUAAAGAUUUCCCUAAAAUUUACUGUUGAAAACACGUCAUUUUUGCUAUUAUAGUGUAUAAAAUUAGUAAUUACAAAUGUAAAGCUCCAUAAAAGUCAAAUGAUAUGAAAAACAUUCUUCUUACUGCUAUUUUUGACAGUAUAUGUAAUGAGAGGACAUUUUUGUUUGCACUUUUAGAAAAAAGUAAGUGCAUUUAUGUACUAGUACUGUUUAUAAAUAGCAGAGGAAAUCUGUCAUCAUUCACCAAUCUUUACUUGAAAAGAAAUUCUGGUGUUUUGAUGCAGUAUAAUCUGUACACUUAGAAAUAACAAUUUUGUGCUUGACUUGUUUGCAAGUUUUGCUUGAUAAGGCAGAGGAAAAAAUAUGUAAUGUCAAAACAGUCCAUUGCAAUUUUUAUCAUUAAGCAAAUUAGGCCUAUAUUUAAAUAAGUCUUUUCUAUUGACUGUUGGUUAAGUGACCAAUGGUAUAUUUAUUAUUCUGCAUUAAUAAUCUAAGACACAAUGCACCCAAUCUAGAAUGAUUUUUGUUAUUCUACUAGAUGUAUAACUUGUAUUUAGUUUGGUUGUUGAGGAGCUUGAAAAUAGAAAACUGGGUGACAACUUUCAUUCACUUUGUUUUAAAAUCUCUCUGAAGUGGGAAUAUGAGAUCUCAGAGCAAAAGCUGUGCCGUUUUGAAUAACAUCCACCAGAAUCCUUUUUGUUGUUAUUGGUGUGCAUUGUUAGAAUUUGGUUUUGAUCGGAUGAGAGAUUUGUGAUAUUUAUAAUCUGUCCUGCCGUGGUGGAAUUCAUUCAAUAUGAAAUGUCCCCACAGUGCAAUAGUUGUAAUGUAGGCACUAUCACUACUUUUCAGAAUCCGAGGCCUGAAUGAUUGUGAGUGCUACAUAAAUUGGGGUAACUUUAUUUCACCUCUUUAAUUUGUAUAGAAUAAUAAUAAGAAAGAAAAAGAAAUGUUUCUCAGGAUUAGUUCUUAGAUUUACUAACCCUCUGUGGUGGAAAAUAUAAAAGUAGGACCUAUAUUUGAUCUAGCAAGCACUUAAUUAAGAUAAAAUUGCUUUUUGUAAUAUCAGUUAAAUAUUAUAAUUUUUAAAGCAUUCCAUAUUUAUUUUAAUAUUGAUUCAAUCUUAAUUUAAUUUCAGGUUUAGUAUCUAAUGUACUGUAUUAAUGGGAAUAUUCUUGCCAAACCUUCACAAUAAUCAGAUUAACUGUUACUCAGGAAAUAUAUAUUUAAUAUUUAGUUUUGUUGGGUUGUAUGUGCAAAGUAUUUUCCACAAAUCUAACUAUGUACAGUACUAGGUUACCAAAGCUAUUUUUGUUUAACUGAUUUAUUUCUAGAAUUCUGGAAAACAUUUUGUGAUGUAGAGCUAGUGAUAUGCUGGUCUUCAUACAUGGGCUUAGACAAUCAAAAGUCUUGCAUCUUAAAGCUUUGUGAAUUUAGAGAAGGAUUAAGAUAUUUAUACAACUAUUAAUAUAGGUCAAAAAUUAUAAUUUUUUUCAUUCAUAUGACACUACACUGUUGUCAAUUUAAUGCUUUUAACAAAAUUUACCAUGUGAUCUUGUUUUUUGUAAAAUGGUGUUAUAAAACCAGGUAGUAUUUCAUAGUUGUUUGUAUUUGGGAAGAUUACCUCAGGGAGGAAUCUCUUUGGGACUAUGUUAUCUGUCAGAAAUUAUACUAGAAGGCAAAGUAGUAGCAUCAAGAAACAUAUGAGUUUUGCAUAAGCAUAAAAUUAUAUUAAAAAGGCAGCAUUGAUAAUCUUUGGUUUUAAUUCUAGCCAUAAGCAACAAGUAUACAAGUAAAUUGUUCAAGAAGCAAGUCUUGAAUUUCAUCUUAUGUGCAACUAGAUCGUGUAAUUUAAUGUAACAGUUUAAAAAUUUUCUGUACAAAGUACAUUUUUUAUAACUUUAUUUCCUAAGCAAUACAUAUACAUAACAUUAUUGACCUUUGAUUCUAAAUAUAUUUAAUUAAACCAGAUGAAAUCAUUUCAAAGCAUAAACAAUUUUAAAUGUAUAAGCAAAUCAUGGUUUUUGCUAAGCUUCCUUUCACAACAAAGAGCAUAGAGCGAUUUAGAUCUGUUUGUGAGCAGAUUAGGUCUAACAAGUCAGAAAGACUCAUGAUUUGUUUAAGACUUCAUAUCAACACCGAUUAAUGUAAGUGAAUUAUAGUCAAAUGUUAUGGAUAAUAGACAAUGUCUCCAAGUGCUCAUCCAGUUAUCUCUUAAAUGUGAUGAGGAUUUCUUCCUCCACUAUAUUUUAGGGAAUGAAUACACCCGUAAAAUUCACCAAUGAAGUUUUCCUCAGCUCCCCUGUAAUCUUUCAAAGCUAGAUGUUGCCUUUCCAUAUGAUUUUAAAAAAAUGCUCCAUGCUUUUGCUUGCUUAGGCUGUUAUAAGUUUAUAUGUGUCAAUUAAAUCUCACUUGGGCUCCUUUCUUCCAAAGGUAAUAUCUGAUAGUCUCUAGAGUGAUUAACCUCUGCCCUGGGAACUUCCACUGCACUUCCUCCAGUGUUAUGUACUUCUGGAAGUGUGGUGACUAUGAAGUACUUUGCAUAUAACUUAAGAGUUUAUACAGUUCCAGUAUAACCCUCAUUUUGCAUUCAAUGGUAAAUGAAAUUACUAAAAUGCUGUCUUAAGCAAUUUGUUUACUUGAUUUGCUGCUUCUAGUGACUUGUCUACUUCCACUUAUCCUGUGUCUUAGUACUAACCAUUUGUUCCAUCUAUCUUUGAUGUUUCUUUAUCCAAAUACUUUAUUUCUUGCUUCUCUAAUUCCACAUACUUUCUGAUCAGUCCUGUUGCAAAGAACUUUAUUGCUCUAUUCGUCAACAUGGUUUUAAUCAAUGCCUUGCAGUGAAAUCCAAGUCCUUAAGAAGUUUUAACUGAACUUCCUUUUUAAUCUUAAUCUCUUUAUUGUUAACUAUUAAAUCUGAUUGGUACAUUGAACAUCUUAUUUUUGCCUCCAUUCAUUGAUCAAUUGAUAUAAAAACUGUUUUGUACAUUCAAUGUUAUGUAGAACUCCACUAAGUGGAGUAUUUAUAUUGAUUUAUUUUUGACAAAGGAAAAUGUAACAUAAUAAUUUCAGUUAAUAAUUUAGAAAAUAGUGAAUAUUAAGUUUUCUUUCUAAUUGGAACGCAAUUACACUGUGCACAUUUUGAUUUUUAGUUAAACCUCCAAAUUGUUUAUACACUCAAUUCUCAUCUUAAGUGUGGUUGUAAUAGCAAUGCUCAUGCAGAAAGUAAUUACAAUUCAAAUUUCUGAUGUAUAAGAAAGCCAUAGGUUUUAUGUAUAUCGUCAGUCUCAGAGAAUUUUUUUUUGUUUAAUUAGGUUUGUUAUCUCCAAAUGAGAACUUUCUCCUAAAUCCUUACUGAAAGCUUUUCUAAUAAUUGCAUUAGUACUGCAAAUUAAAGACUACAUUCAUAUUUACCAAUUUAAUUACAAACAGGAAUUUAUUUUCCUUAAUGCACCAGUUUUAAUUGUGAAUGUAACUAUUUUACGAUUAUUUAGAGAAAAAAUACAUUUCUAAAUUCAAAACCUAGAGCUCUCAAAUUCAAUUUUCAUUGAACAUUUCUAGGAAUAUAUUUAUCACUUACAAAUAAGCAAAUACAUUUAUCAUUCUGGUUAAUCUGAUUCGCAUAUGAAACUGGACAACUAUUUUCAAAUUUUGAAAAGAAUUUGAAUUUAAAAAGAAUUUCUAAAUCCACAGAAAUCAUUGCUGCCUUCAAUAAUCUAGAAUACAACAUGCCUUUGUAUAAUAGGUUUACAAUUCUCAUUUUUGGUAUAAAUUUUAUGGGAAUAGUUUGCUACAGAUUUUAAUGAAGCAUUAAAGCUGCACAUAAAUAUUUCAAUGUGCAACAAAGUAACUUACAUAAUGAAGGGAAUAAAAGAUGAUUUGCUCAAACAUUUUUGAAAUUUUAGAUUUUGUUUACACAAAUUUAUUUUUGUAGCCAUAUUGGAUUGUGCUUUAUUAAUGAAUGUAUUGGGUAUUGUAGAUCAUUUUUGGGUUAUCUGUAUUUGUUAAUUUGUAUUCAUGGCGUGUGUAAUCCUGAAUAAUUUUGUUGUGCAUUUUAAAUAAGUUAAUGUGCCUUUUACUGAUUAUAUACUGAUUAUGUUUAAUGUCACACUGUUAAUUCCUUGGAUUCAGUAGCUUUAUAAAUACUCAUUACUGAUUGAUAAAUUUGUUAGUUUCUGCCAACUAUAUACAGAAAAUCAUAGUUAUAUAACAUAUAAUGCAUAGCUAACAGUGUAGCAUGUUCAUUUUCUUAAGUGUAUUUGUAGCAGUCUGGUUAAAUAAAAGGCAUGAGACACUGUUGCUUAAUGGUACUCUUGUAAAAAAUCAAUCAAAAUUAAUUGAUUGGUAUGUAAUGGCAUGGAAUGUAACUUAUGCAAUAACCUACAUUAUUGUAUUCUCAUCCAAUGAAGAGUUUAUUGUUCAUGAUAUCAUUAACUUGGAUCAUUGUGAGUUUGCUAACAACUUUUAGCUAAUAGCUUUUAGGUGCUGGAAAGUCAGGAGGCACUUAUAUAUACCUUUACAUUUCUUAGAUAGAACUGUGAAUUAAAUUUUAUGAUGAAGAGUUAGCUCGCAACACCUUUUGACCCAAAGUUGGAAACUUACAAGCAUUUGUGGUACUUGUGUAUUUUCCCAGAUUUUUAAAAAAAAAUUACUAUGUUUAAUCAUGUCCUUUGCCUUGAUCAGCAACAUUAGAUUUUAAUUUCCAGUAAACUUGUCUAAGCUGAAUGUUAGAUGUUUGCCUCAAGUAAUACAUGUUAUACACGUAUAGGGGGAACAAAUAAUUUUAAUGUUUUGCAUAAGCAGAGGGGAACAAUUUUCAUAAACAAAAUAACUUAAGCUUUGGAUAGUCUUUUUCUCUGCACUUUCCCUGGGUGAUAUCAUCUAGCCAAUUGAACAAUUCAUUUUUUAAAGAAUAUUUUUAAUUUAAAUUGUAUGUUUAGCCAAGGGACAACUGGAAAUAAGCAUGUUUCUAAAUCACUGGAUUUCUGAAAUACCUUUAUGAAUUUUAUAUAAUAUAAAUUCCUUCAGUUUCUUAAUAUAGGAGCUUACACUGAAUUUUAAGUUCAAUGUGCAGUCAUAAACUUCUCCAAUGAGGGUAAAGUGUUGGAAAAAUUGUUCAUGAUACUAAUAUACCUUGAGCGACAAAUGUUCUCUAGAAUAUUGCCACUGUUUAUGGCAAAUAAUGGGGUAAAGUAUAUUCGUUGAUGCUUUAUAAUUAUUAUGGGAAAAGAUAAUAUUUUUGACCUGGUUUAGAAUCUUGUGGUUGGGUUACUCUCUGGUGAUGAUGUACAAAGUGUGUACUUAUUUUACAAGAAAGGGCAAAAUCUUGAUCUCAAACUUUUGGAGAAGUCAGCAGUACACUUUAUGUAGACCAGUAAAAAAGUUUUGUUAAUGAAUGUUGUUUAAUUAUAACUGUCCUGUCUUUGUGAAUUACUUAAAAAUGUUCUUUUGUUACAAAUGUUUCCGAAUUCAGUCUUGCUAACCAAUCAAAUUAUUGUUAAUGGCAGUCAGCCGUGGCUUUUGAGUGCUGAAUUAUUUUAGUUACAGUUUAUAUAUUUAGAGCGUGUAGCAGCUUUGAACCUCUGUUUAUAAACAAAAGGUUGAAAAUUAGCACAUUACUGGAAAGAAAUAAAAAAUUGAAAUAGU
Messenger RNA from Mobula hypostoma (lesser devil ray), 10897 nucleotides. RefSeq names its product meiosis-specific coiled-coil domain-containing protein MEIOC-like. The transcript is spliced from 10 exons. The record is from RefSeq and is a predicted model, not a curated record. Bases 449 to 3034 code for a protein of 861 amino acids. Gene Ontology annotation, cellular component: cytoplasm; nucleus. NCBI's taxonomy places the organism in Eukaryota, Metazoa, Chordata, Chondrichthyes, Myliobatiformes, Myliobatidae. Gene Ontology annotation, biological process: mRNA stabilization; female meiosis I; meiotic cell cycle.